This is a messenger RNA of Aspergillus welwitschiae, 682 nucleotides long. RefSeq lists its product as uncharacterized. NCBI's taxonomy places the organism in Eukaryota, Fungi, Ascomycota, Eurotiomycetes, Eurotiales, Aspergillaceae. The record is from RefSeq and is a predicted model, not a curated record. The transcript has a single exon. Bases 421 to 579 code for a protein of 52 amino acids.
ACCGUAUCUGGGCUGUGAGCCAACCGGCGCUGUUGGUUGCAAUUACAUAGCAUCUAGAAGUAUUGUUGAGGCGGUGGCAGAGGACCCCGCUGGGAUCAGGAGUCAUUUUUAGGUUUCCCAAUUUUUUCUUUCUGUAUCACCGUGUAUUGUUCUUUCUCUUUUUGAGACACGUUCCUCCAAACCCUUGAGGGUCAUCAUAUCAUACCUCUGCAUGGGAUAUUCAGAUUCGUGUUAAUCAUUCAGAUGAAUACAAAGUAGUCAGGAUAGCUAGAUAGAUAGGUGGGGAGUACAUACAAAUUUAUUCGUCUUCCAGACAUCCUUGUUCAGCUGACGAUAACCCACCAAUAAUACCUAAUUAAACAACAAAUCCCAAGACUCAUUGGGACUUGCCCUAUGCAUGAAUGACAGUAAUGGAUAGGUAUGAUUCGGGGAUGUUUUCUUUUUUACUUUUUCUGUUUUUCUCUUUCUAUUUUCGUGGCCUUCUGCAUUGCAUCAUUUGAGGCAUUUUCCUCUGGUAUGCAUUGUGUUCAACCUUCCAAGAGCAGACUAAAGUUGCCAGGGCGUCUUUUACAGGCCUAGACGCCUACUAGGUACCCUAGUAACAUCGACGAUAACACAUUAGCGUUUCGUGAUACUACGAAUUAGCGUCUAUGAAAAGGUCAGCUCAGACCCCAAAGGCAAG